AUGUCCCAGCCGCCAGCUGGAGACCAGCAACCCAUUUCGAACCCCAAGCGACCGCGUGAGGGAGAGAGCUACGAGCCCUAUAAGCGUGCACAAGGACUUGAGUACCCGGACAUGGGUGUCCGAGUCGAGGACAAUGCGUAUCCGCAACGAGACACGACACAAGAAAUGGCAGAAGGUCCAUACACGGCACAAAUGGCUCCCAGGAACAGUGUAAAUGAGCCUGCUUUGCCAAAUGUUGACGCACAACAGAUUCAACAGCAACCUCAACAGUAUCAGCAGCAUCAGCAGCAUCAGCAGAAUCCGCUUCAAAGCGUCUAUGUUCACCAGCAUACAUACGAUACAAGAUUUCAGAACGGUCAUUUGCAGCAACAGACUCCGCUUCAUCAGCAAGUGCGCGGUCAAGAGCAGCUCUAUCAGCAACCCUUCUAUGGGCAGCAACCUGCCAUGGGCAUGUAUGCUCUCCCGAAGAUCACAUCUUCGAAGUUACCUGUGGUCCAGACAAACUCUCGUCAACACCAGAUGCCAGGGGCUGCCAAGUCUCAGGAGAAGGUUGCCGAGACUGCGGCGAAUGGUCCUCGUGGACCUAUCUCUGCCGCAUCGUAUGAGCCAUUCCGUCAGUCAAACCAGUCAAAAUGGCUCGCAAUUGCAUGGAAAGCCCUGACCCUGCCGAAAUUGGACGUACUCCCUGGCAUAAGUGUGCAGCACCGUCUAUUCAUUGGCCCAGAAGAGCAGCUAGUCGUUCCCACUUUCGUGCUGAAGAUGCGGGGACUAGAUGCUCAGAGUCGUCUUGAGGCCUGGAUCAAGAUCAUCAAGCUGGGGCGUUCUUUUUACACGACAUUCCCUAAAGAUUCCCAAUGGGAGAACGCGUGGGCGGACAUACUGCAAUUUAGUCAAAAGAUGCUGACCCAGGAGCGUCGAUUUUACAACUGGAUCGAGAGGAUUGAUCCAGCGGAGAAGAUGCGAAUCUUCAAGGAGCGGAUACUGCAUGUUCGCGUAGAACCGAGUCUUGCUGAUCCUUGGAAUCCUGACUGGACUGACCCGGAGCUGAGCGAAUUUGCGAGGCAGAAGCCUUAUUUCGCAGCAGCUCGAAAAUCGGGAGCCAACAAGAAAGAGUCAGCUUCGAACAAGAAACUUCAGACUGAUAGAGGCCAAGGUGACCAAAUGCAGCAGAAAAUGGCACCCUGGCUGAAAGAGCUGGAGAAGACAUACCUUGCCAACCAGGCCGAAAUCGAUGCUUACUACAUGGAGAACAACGAGUUGAACAUGCGGAACUUGAGCGACCAUUUUUCGGACAAGAUGAGGACGUGGAACGGCCGGCCUGAAGCACUGAAAUUAAGCGUAUCCGCAUCACAACAGAUUCCAGACAACAUUCAACAAGGUCCAACAUCCCAGGCGCCUUUCCCAAAAGUAGAGCCAGCACAGCCUGGUCAGUAUACUGCUGAAGAGGAGAUGAUCGCCGAAGGUGCCGCCCAGGCGUAUAUCGCAGAUUUGAAGCGGGGAACGAUUCUUCCUCCUACUCAAUCACAUAUGCAGAGCGAUGCGAUACGGCCUCGACCACAUUACUCUGCUCCACAGGCGCAGAAGUUUGCUCCGAACCCGCUUGUGAAAUCCUGGCCUGGUACAGUGACGGCACAGAAUUUCGUGGCUCAAGGGCAGGUAGCACCGCUGCAGACUGCUCCAGUGAUGCAGACAGGUGGAUUACAGCAGACGAUUCAACCUACUGCUCAGCAAAGCCAGCAGCAACCGACGCAACAAUUCCCAACUUCGCCAAUUGAUACUACACAUGAUGUAUCUUAUGUCACUCCAUCAAGCCAGCCGGUCCCUGAUCCAGUCAACACAAUACCGCAAGCUACACCACCGCAGCACAAGAAGCCCACACCUGUCUUCAACCCUACACAAGAGGCUCAAAAGACGGUGUAUCGCCAAAUGCUCGCGCGAAAUGCAGCUCUCGACAAGAGACUUGAGCUACCAGAAUCUGAGCGCAUUGUCGUUGGCGGAAUCGAUAUAGCGGCGCUGCUCGAUGCUGGCACUGAUAUGAUGAAGAUCGUCAAGCAGAUCACGCCGUUCAUGAAGGAGGCGGAGCCAGUCAUUGAGCAACCCGAGCUUCCAAAGGACACUACCGAGCAAGUCGGUGCAGAGAUCGACCCUCCAGCCGUAGCGCCCACCUUCAUCAACGCACCAGAACACGGCUGGAACAAUGUCGAAGUCAUCGACGAGACCGACGUACGCUUCUGGCCCGGGAUGGACAACAUAGAUGAGGUGUAUUGGGCCGAAAAAGGCAGAAACGCGUUCAUAGGCGAGACGAAAGCUGAGCGGGAUGAGUGGGAGGCUCACGUGGCUACGGAGUAUCAGCGCGAGAUGGAAAAGUUGGACGAGAUGUUCGGGACGGAUUCGUAUAUUGGGGAUUUUUAG
This is a messenger RNA of Parastagonospora nodorum SN15, 2412 nucleotides long. RefSeq lists its product as hypothetical. The record is from RefSeq and is a predicted model, not a curated record. Gene Ontology annotation, molecular function: transcription coactivator activity. The transcript has 3 exons. Lineage: Eukaryota; Fungi; Ascomycota; Dothideomycetes; Pleosporales; Phaeosphaeriaceae. Gene Ontology annotation, cellular component: mediator complex. The coding region runs from base 1 to 2412 and encodes 803 amino acids. Gene Ontology annotation, biological process: regulation of transcription by RNA polymerase II.